GAGGUUUGAUCUAAUGUCUGCUUUAUUUACGAGCUGUGUGGACGUGUGUCGCAUUUAUAUAAAGCCAAAGAAAAAGGAUGUUUGCCUUGGCUUUAAUGGAGAACAUAUAUGUAUGGCAUUGCAGUAUGUAGGCAGUACAGCAGUGGCGGUGCGUAUCCCAGCAUGUCUCUGUCCACACCAUUACCCGGGAUUCCCAAACCUGUCUUUGCCUCUGUGGGUGGCCAUGAGAAAAACGAGACAAAAAUCACCACAUUGGAAAAUGGACUUAAAGUUGCAUCUCAGAACAAAUUUGGUCAAUUUUGUACUGUUGGAAUUUUAGUAAACUCAGGCUCACGUCAUGAAGCGAAAUAUCCAAGUGGAAUUGCACACUUUUUGGAAAAGCUUUCAUUUUCUUCUACAGCCCAGUUUGGAAGUAAAGAUGAAAUUCUCCUGACUCUUGAGAAACAUGGAGGCAUCUGUGACUGCCAAACAUCCAGGGAUACAACAAUGUAUGCUGUUUCAGCUGAAGUGAAAGGUCUGGAUACUGUAGUGAACCUCCUGUCAGAUGCUGUUCUACAGCCCCGUUUAUUAGACGAGGAGAUAGAGAUGACCAGAAUGGCUGUUCGGUUCGAGUUGGAGGAUCUGAACAUGAGACCUGAUCCGGAGCCUUUACUAACAGAAAUGAUACAUGCUGCAGCAUACAGAGGAAACACGGUGGGCCUGCCUCGCUUCUGCCCUGUUAAUAACAUUGAGAAGAUUGACAAGAAGCUGCUUCAUGAGUAUCUACAGAACUAUUACUGCCCAGAGCGCAUGGUGUUGGCCGGGGUCGGCAUUGAACAUGAGCAGCUUGUCGAAUGUGCCAGAAAGUAUCUGCUAGAUGUUAAACCAGUUUGGGGAGUGAGCACACCUGCCAACGUUGACUUGUCUGUAGCACAGUACACAGGUGGCAUUGUUAAGAUGGUGAAGGACAUGUCAGAUGUGAGCUUGGGUCCCACUCCCAUUCCUGAACUAACCCACAUCAUGAUUGGUUUGGAGAGCUGCUCCUUCUUGGAGGAUGACUUCAUUCCCUUUGCCGUCCUCAAUGUGAUGAUGGGAGGUGGAGGGUCUUUCUCUGCUGGAGGUCCAGGAAAAGGCAUGUUCACUCGUCUCUACCUUAAUGUGCUCAACAGGCAUCACUGGAUGUACAAUGCUACCUCUUUCCAUCACAGUUAUGAAGACGGUGGUUUGCUGUGUAUCCAUGCAAGUGCAGACCCUAGACAGGUGCGGGAAAUGGUGGAGAUUAUUACACGGGAGUUCAUUCAGAUGACUGGGACAGCAGAAGUGGAGCUGGAACGAGCCAAGACACAGCUGAAGUCCAUGCUCAUGAUGAACCUGGAAUCACGACCGGUCAUUUUUGAAGACGUUGGUCGACAAGUACUUGCGACAGGCAAAAGGAAACUCCCACAUGAGCUUUGUGAGCUCAUCAGUAAUGUUACAGCCGAUGACAUCAAGAGAGUUACAACAAAAAUGCUCCGUAGUAAGCCUGCAGUAGCUGCACUGGGAGAUCUGACGGAGAUGCCCUCUUAUGAAGACAUUCAAGCAGCACUCACUAGUAAAGAUGGACGCCUGUCUCGCAUAUACCGCCUGUUCCAAUAGAUCAACGGCUGGCACCAUCUAGAGGCAAAUAUGAGGACUGAACCCACAAAUACUAUUCUUUUACUGACUGGAACUUAAGUGCAAUGCUUAGAAGGACUGUGGUUGCAUGUCACCUAUACAGUGUUUAGAAUUUCAAUUUAAAUGCUGGGUUGAUAACUUUUAUAUGACAAGUAAAGGGGCUGAGUUCAGUUUCUCUCCUGAGAGGCUGGUGUGUACUUAAAUUUUGCAUGAUUUUGUUUAACCUAUGUUUUAAAAGUGAAAUAACAUUGUCACUUUUGACAUUUCCUGUUGAAUUAGCAAAAUGGUCUUGCUGAUUGUGUUAGGCCAAAAAUGCUAUUUUUUACACUUCUGCGUUGCAGUUUAUACAUCUGGUUAACAUAAACCAGAAAGAUAUUCAGUACAUUACAUUGUGCUUAGAAUAUUUCACAAACUAGCUCUAUAAAGAACUCCCAGACAUACAUUAUUCAUUAGAUAUAAUUAAAAUAGUAAUGUAUUACAUUAUCUAAGCAGAAUGACUAAUACUGUUCACCUUCCAUUUACUACAGCAGAAAAAACAAACAUGGAACAGGAUGAUGGGUCUUAAAUGUAUUCUUAUGCUAUAGUCUGUUGAUUUGACUGUAUUGUAUACUGAAAUAACUGUAAUCAUGAACCACCUCAUGAAUAUCAACAUCCAUUUUUGCUAGUUUAUCCCACCAGUUUGUCAUAUUUAUUAUCUUGCCCUUUUUUCAGUGACUGUGUCUGUCUGCUUACUGUUUUAGUGAAUAAUUCUCUGUUGUAGGUUAUUCAAUGGGUGGAUCUGUCAUGAGUAAAACCCUCAUAUUCCCCUGAAAAAUAAAGGUUUGAUUCUGUGAAGUUCUUUAAAUUAA
Myxocyprinus asiaticus (Chinese sucker) is the source of this 2480-nucleotide messenger RNA. RefSeq names its product mitochondrial-processing peptidase subunit alpha-like. The transcript has 13 exons. The record is from RefSeq and is a predicted model, not a curated record. NCBI's taxonomy places the organism in Eukaryota, Metazoa, Chordata, Actinopteri, Cypriniformes, Catostomidae. Gene Ontology annotation, cellular component: mitochondrion. Bases 109 to 1614 code for a protein of 501 amino acids. Gene Ontology annotation, molecular function: metal ion binding; metalloendopeptidase activity.